This is a messenger RNA of Priceomyces carsonii, 873 nucleotides long. RefSeq names its product SNAP receptor (gene VAM3). Lineage: Eukaryota; Fungi; Ascomycota; Pichiomycetes; Serinales; Debaryomycetaceae. Gene Ontology annotation, biological process: vesicle fusion; intracellular protein transport; Golgi to vacuole transport. Bases 1 to 873 code for a protein of 290 amino acids. The transcript has a single exon. Gene Ontology annotation, cellular component: SNARE complex; endomembrane system; membrane. Gene Ontology annotation, molecular function: SNARE binding; SNAP receptor activity. The record is from RefSeq and is a predicted model, not a curated record.
AUGUCUUUUGCUAAUUAUGACCUUGAGUCCCAAACUCUGCUGAAGCUGAAGCGAAACCCUCUACCUUCUGCUAAACAGUCAGAGUCACAAAAUGAGCUAGAUGAAAUAAUAAACAAGACAUCAAAGCAACUUCUGGUAUUCGCAAAUUUGAUUAGUCAGUUUAACUCAAGACGAAAGCAAAUUGGUACAAGAAGAGACUCAUCUCAAUUGAGAGAUGACCUUGAUGAAAUUACACAUAAGAUUGGAGAUUUAGGUGCGGCAAUUAAUACUUUAAUACAAAACGUGUCGCUGUUGAUCAACAAAAAGCAGCUAAAUGAUCAAAAAAAUCAUUUGAAGAUAACUGAGAAGCAAAUAGUCAUAAAAGAAAGAGUCACUAAUGAGUAUAAUGAAUUGAAUAAACAGUUCCAAAGGCUGAGAAGAGCCUACGAGGAGAAAAAACAGAACCAUUUACUAAACGAGGCCAAAUCACAAGACGCUUAUAAUGAAAGAACUCCAUUAGUCGGACAUGAACCUCUGCAAGAACAGAACCAGGUGCAAGUUGAGGAGCAAGUGGAGGAUCAGAUCGAAGAUACAGAUCUUCAAUACCAUAUUGCCUUAACUCAAGAAAGAAAUCGAGAAAUUGAUCAAGUCACCGAAGGAAUACAAGAGGUAAAUGCAAUCUUUAAAGAUCUAGGAGAGCUUGUGAAUAGACAGGGUGAGCAAUUAGAUACAAUCGAAGACAAUAUUCUACAAUUACACGGAAAUACUCAACAAGCAGACCAGAAAUUAAUUAAGGCACAUGAGUAUCAAAAGAAAAAAGGAAAAUGGACUUGUAUCCUCUUAACCGCCUUAUGUAUAUUCGUAUUGGUAGUAGUUUUGGCAAUACUUAGCUAA